Molecule: messenger RNA, 934 nt
Organism: Anolis sagrei ordinatus
Lineage: Eukaryota; Metazoa; Chordata; Lepidosauria; Squamata; Anolidae
Source: RefSeq, a predicted model, not a curated record
AAAGACUCCAGCGUCCAAUGACAAGGUGAUUUUGAAAAACAUGAAGACAAUCAAUGAAAUGGGUGAAGGACUAAGACAAUGUCUUCCUGCUGGCUCAGGCCCUUCAGAGAAAUUGGAAUCUAGCAUAGUGCAACAGCAUCAGUCCAACUCACUCACCGUAAGUGAUAUUCCAGAAAAAACAGAGUACUUUGCCAUGCUCUCUCAUCAAAAUACCUUGACACCAAAAGAUGAGGUUGUAAAAUCAGGCAACUUGGAAUCAGAAGGUUCUAGCGUCACAUUGCGUGAUGGAGCCAACUCCGAAAAGCGCUUUGUGCUACACAGAAGAGAUUCUUCUUGUGACUCUGGCGUUCUGAGCGCCUCUUCCUCCCCAGUAAUGAUAGCAUGCAAAGACACUGUGAAUGCCUGUCUCUGCAUCUCAGACUGCAAGAAGCCAAUGGAACACCAUGCAGAAGAGAUACAGACUUUUGCAGUUUCCUUGAACAAGGAUGCUGAUUUUCAGGAUACAAAGCAUACUGAGCAGUCCUUUUCGGAUGGUAGCCAAGCAGAGCAUUUGCAGGGUAAAAUUUGCAAAGAGGGGAGUUCCUCCCUCCUUCCCACUAUGUCUGUAGAAAAGAAAAGUUUUCAUGACGAUUACAGAAAUGACAACUUAGAAGAACUGACAUUACCUGCUCAUCCCUUAAGAAGGCAUCCCACAAGUGACAGCUUGGAUGAGUACAUGGACGCUUGCUGUAAGCUGAGUAAGGUCAACCAAGAAAAUGCCAAAGCACGUGGCUCAGGCUUGGGUUACCUAGAGCACAUCUGCCAACUUAUUGAAAAAAUUGGACAGCUACAAGAGCACAAUCUGAAAUUACAGAAAGAAAUCUGUGGUUUACAGAAGGAGCAGAAAACAAGCCAACUAAAGGAGGUAACAGACUGUCUUCUCUGUUUACCUUAA